GUGGGACUGUAGGGAGGUCCCAGCCAACCUCCCUGGUCUUCGUUGGUGGGGCGGGGACCCAAGCCCCAGGGCUACUGACAAACACCUCCUGGGAGGGCCAGACGGAAGUGCAGCAGCGGCUGGGACUGACACGUGGACUUGGGCGGCGCUGCCUGGGAGGGAGGUGGAGGGCAGGGCACUGGGACACUGCUGUGCCCAUGUUGUCCUAGCGCCCAGCCUGAUGCAGCCACCCCCAGAGACCCGCAGAGAUGCAGCUGAAAACGCCCAGUGGUCCAGGCCUGAAUGCCAGGUGUGGACGGGGACACUGCUCUUGGGCACCUGCCUACUCUACUGCGCCCGUGUCACCAUGCCUGUCUGCACCGUUGCCAUGAGCCAGGACUUUGGCUGGAAUAAGAAGGAGGCCGGCAUUGUGCUUAGCAGUUUCUUCUGGGGCUACUGCCUGACGCAGGUCGUGGGUGGCCACCUCGGGGACCGCAUCGGAGGUGAGAAGGUCAUCCUGCUGUCUGCUUCCACCUGGGGCUCCAUCACCAUGGCCACCCCGCUGCUCGCCCACCUUGGCAGUGCCCACCUGGUCUCCAUGGUCUUCUCCCGUGUCCUCAUAGGCCUGCUCCAAGGUGUGUACUUCCCUGCCCUGACCAGCCUGCUGUCACAGAGAGUUCGAGAGAGCGAGAGAGCCUUCACCUACAGCACUGUGGGGGCCGGCUCCCAGUUUGGGACGCUGGUGACUGGGGUCGUGGGAUCCCUGCUCCUGGACUGGUGCGGCUGGCAGAGCGUCUUCUACUUCUCUGGUGGCCUCACCUUGCUUUGGGUGUGUUACGUGUACAGGUACCUGCUGAACGAGAAAGACCUCAUCCUGGCCCUGGGGGUCCUGGCACAAGGCCUGCCCGUGGCCAGGCCCUCCAGAGUGCCCUGGAGACAGCUCUUCCGGAAGCCUUCUGUCUGGGCGGCCGUCUGCUCCCAGCUCUCCUCAGCCUGCUCCUUCUUCAUCCUCCUCUCCUGGCUGCCCACCUUCUUCAAAGAGACCUUCCCCCAUUCCCAGGGCUGGGUCUUCAACGUGGUGCCCUGGUUGGUGGCGAUUCCUGCCAGUCUGUUCAGUGGAUUUCUCUCUGACCACCUCAUCAGUCACGGUUACGGGACCAUCACGGUGCGUAAGUCGAUGCAGGUGAUGGGCCUCGGCCUGUCCAGCGUUUUCGCACUGUGUCUGGGUCACACCUCGAGCUUCCUGAAGGCUGUGGUCUUUGCGUCUGCCUCCAUUGGCCUCCAGACCUUCAACCACAGUGGCAUUUCCGUUAACAUCCAGGACCUGGCCCCAUCCUGUGCUGGAUUUCUGUUUGGUGUGGCCAACACUGCAGGAGCCUUGGCAGGUGUGGUGGGCGUGUGCCUGGGCGGCUAUCUGAUCGAGGCCACAGGCUCCUGGACUUGUGUGUUCAACCUGGUAGCAGUCAUCAGCAACUUGGGGCUGGGCACCUUCCUGGUGUUUGGAAAGGCCCAGAGGGUGGACUUGAGUCCCGCCCAUGAGGACCUCUAGCUCCCCGACUCCCGUCCCGAGUCCCACUUGGAUGCUGGCAGUUUUCAGGGACAAGUGGACCUCAUCCUCAGUGGUAGGAGCCGAGGAGGAAGACCACAGCAGGGCAUCCAGGAGGAAGCAGAGAAGCUGGGAAGGGGCUCAGGCACCCAGCGGGCCUGGCCAGAACCGGGCUCACCUCUCUGAGCCUGUUUCCCUGCCUGCCUGUGGGCAUGACCCUGCCCUCCUCACAGGGUUAAUGUGAUCACUGCCUGUGGC
Molecule: messenger RNA, 1783 nt
Organism: Marmota flaviventris (yellow-bellied marmot)
Lineage: Eukaryota; Metazoa; Chordata; Mammalia; Rodentia; Sciuridae
Gene: Slc17a9
Product: solute carrier family 17 member 9
Biological process (GO): transmembrane transport; ATP transport
Cellular component (GO): membrane
Molecular function (GO): transmembrane transporter activity
Source: RefSeq, a predicted model, not a curated record